UUGAUCCCAAACGGCCAGACAAGUCGCCCAUGGAGCAUGGGCGCUUGGCGCGUGCUGAGCGAUGCGGCGGCUCGACGGUGCUCGCAGCCUGCCGGACCUGAAGGAGAAACCCAGCGACGCGCCCCUGCCGAUCCUAGAGCCCGUGCCCACCUUCUCCGUGGGAUCCUUGCCUAGGACGCAGGUCUCCUCACGCGUGGGCACUGCUGCCAGUAAGAGGGGCUGGAGGAAUGCCGAUUUCCCCUCAGUGAAGGAGGACCAAGGCACGAGCUCUUUCCUGCAGGAGAGCGGAGAGCGCUGGUGGGCGUCCCACACCCUUUGGCGCGGCCGUGGUCCGAGAAAGCUGCCGUUCUUGCAAGCCAAGGCGCCAGGCGAGGCGGCUGUCAAAGCCAGUAGCAAACCUCGCAGCGAGCAACCGGAGCAGAGGCUGCCUCUUUCGCCCAAGAGCGCUAAGAGUACCGCUUGGUCUCAGGUUGGAGGAGCAGACAAGGACAUCGCCGUCGCCCUGGUCAGGGCCCGCUCGCGGACGGAGAGUGUCUUUUAUGAGGAUGAUGAGGAGAAGCCCCACUUCGAGCUGUACAGGUCGGGCAGCCGCUACCGGAGGCACAUCACAAUGACCGAGCGCAAGCGAAAUCACGCGGCGGCGCUGGCGAAGGACAAGGCCUAUGUCAAGGCGCUCCUCAAGGAGGGCCGAGAGAAGCCGGAGCAGCGCAAAGAGAGGGAGCAGGCCAUUGACAGUCACUGGCUGGCUGCCGCCUUUGCUCCGGUCCCGGACCCUUGGAGCUAUCUGCCAGCCGCCCUGUCGGGGCCUGGACGCUUGCCACUGGCCAGGCAGCAGGUGAAGCAGGUGACGGAUGUGUCGGCGAUCUCCCGGAGGUCCAGCGCGGCGUCCCAGGUGGAUCUCUACGAGAUCGCGCUGGAGAUCUCCGAGAUCCAGGAAGCGCUGAGAGCCUGCAACUUCUUCCACGCGCUGACGGCAUCCGGUCCAGGUGCCGACCCCCCCGUGAUGAACAGGCAGGCCUUUUGUCACCUUGCCUGCGCAGCAGAGGGCUUUGCGUCUGUGGAGGGCGGGCCGCCGCGGCUCAGGCGGGCAGCAAGGCAUUUCGACAGCCUGGCCGAGCAGAUCUUCGUGAAAGGCAGCGGAGCGACAUGGUCAGGCAUCCCACUGCUGGACUGCAGGACGCCCAGCGUGGAGAACACACCCAUGGCGCGGCUCUUUGCAAAGAUCGUGCAGGAUAUCGCUCAAGACCUCGAGCAGGACUUCGCGGACCUGGACUGUGUGGCCCAGCGAGGGCGGGCGGAGUAUCAUGCGAGGGGCCGCGUCUUCGCGCGGCUGCUGCCGCAGGCGUCCAAAUACGGCGCUCUGCGGGGGCUGUUCCUCAGCCAGCAGAUGGACCGCUUGCGGAGGACCUGGGCGCAGGAUGAGGCGAAGAACGAGGAGCUGGAGCGGGAGCGGGAGAAAGAGGCUGCUCCGGAGCGGAACGAGAGGAGCGAGCGUCACGACCGACGUGCCGGCCGCGCGCGCAGCCCAAAGUCGAGGGGCCACGCGGCCGGCAUCAAGGAGACGCCCUUUGUGGCACAGGUGGUGUUGAUGGAGGCGCCUCAGGGGAAGGAGACGGACUCUAGCGGAGAACUCUACGCCCAUACGCUGAUGCAGAUGAAGGGCGAGACUUUGCUGAGUCACCUCUUCGAGCCAGAGGUCUUGCGAUUCAUGGCCGAGACCAGUGCUCUCUUCCAGACCAUCUUCAAGGCCUACGUGGACAUCCCCCAGGCGACCGGCGAAGGGCACAUGUCUCUGGCAGCCCUGGUGCGCUUCUGUGCGGACUUUGGGCUCUUUCCUCACAAGGUGGACUUCAAGACCAUCCAGUGGCUCUACAAUGAGGAGACUCGUCCUGAGAUGCAGGCCCAGGCACGGCGGUGCAGCAGUGCGGGCAGCGCCAGCCCCCAGAGCAGUCCGCAGGGCCGCAGGAAGAGGAAGCCGCCCACCAUGGAUGAUGGCUUCAUUUAUCAGCACAAGUGGAUCAAGGGCCAUUUGGCGUGGAUGAGCAAGGACCCUGCAGCGAUGACGGAGGUGGAGACUAGGAGUUGCUACAUCCUCACAGCCAUGGACGACUGGAUGGAGGGGCACAAUCUGAAGGUGCGGGAUAUCUUUGCCAACUUGGACACUGGGAGCACGGCCACCUUCAUGGCGCAGGAGUUGCAGCGGGUGGUGAGCUUCAUGGACUUCGAGGACCCCCCGAGCCCUUCGGAUGUGGAGGACCUGGCAGGCCUCCUGGCCAGGCCGGGGGCAGUGUCCAUCGACUUCUCCACGCUGGAGAUGGCCCGCAUCGCCGCGCGCCUGGCGAAGGAGAGCCGCAGCAGGGCAAGGAACUGCUUCUUGAAAGACCUGUCCAAGAUGAGCAAAGCUGAGUCCAACGCCUAUUUGUUCUUCACCGACCUGCUGGCCAACCUGGAGCUCAGAGCCCUGGCGCCGGAGAGCUUCUUUAGGAUGCUUGACAUGGACCACACGGGCUCAGUACCAGUCGUGGUCAUCGUGAAGCAGGCCAAGUCGCUCCAGCGGGCGGAGCCUUCAGUGUGGACGGCUGCAAUGAUGGUGGAGAACCCGUUUGCCUUCAUCGGCAAGAACCCAGAAGAUGAGGUCGCCAGAGAGGAGUUUGUGGACAUGGUGGAGGAGAUCAGGGAAGCGACAAAGCUAAGGGAGGUGAGCCUCGACCAGAAGCAUCCCCUCUUCAUCUCCUCCAACGGUGCGCAGCCUCAGCUUGACAACUUCGGCGUCCGGUCUUUUGUGAAAGUGGUCUUCAAGAUAGGCUUGACGUACCUCACCUACUACGGCGCAACGCAGCAGGCUCAGCUGUCCGCGGCGCACAAGCUCCUUUGGCUCUUUGUGUACAUGCACUGGUACUUUGAUAGCUCACGGCAGAAGGUGGAACAGCUGCUUCGGCAGUCGGGAGCUUUUGAUAGGCCUCCCAGCCGGGUGCCUUCGCCCCAGAGCCCGAUGGGGCGGCCAAGGUCCCGGCACAGCGAUAGCAGCGGCCGGCGCUACCCAAAGCACUUGCCCUCUAUGCGGCGCUUGCUGGCCAGACAUCCCUACAUGUUCAUGGCAGUCGCGGAGGCGGAGCUGCCGGAUUGGGCGACGCCGGAGCGGACGGCAGAUGCCGUUGUUCAAGCAGCAUUCAGCUAUGCCCGAAGUCAGCAUAGACGCCUGAGUGAGGAGAAGGAUGCAGGCGAUGAAGGUACCGAAGACGAGGAUGAGGAGGAUUCAGAGAGCCCCCGAGGAGGACGAGUGCAGGAGGUGCCCGUGUUGCCAGGAGUUCAAGGUGAUAUGGCUUUGGAGCACACGCUUCUGAGCGCAGUGUGCAACCUCGCCGACGGCGCGUGAGAGAGCUGGGCGCGUGGGUGGAAUUCGCCGAACCAAAUUCCAUUCUGCCAAACGGCAAGUGGUGAACAACGCUUCCAAGAAGCCGUUGUGAUUCUCGGGAUGGGGCAUGUGCGGCAUGCCC
Messenger RNA from Effrenium voratum, 3497 nucleotides. The record is from the annotation of a GenBank genome assembly. NCBI's taxonomy places the organism in Eukaryota, Dinophyceae, Suessiales, Symbiodiniaceae.